Entamoeba nuttalli P19 is the source of this 1089-nucleotide messenger RNA. Its product is annotated as apyrase, putative. The transcript has a single exon. Gene Ontology annotation, molecular function: UDP phosphatase activity; calcium ion binding; GDP phosphatase activity. The coding region runs from base 1 to 1089 and encodes 362 amino acids. Lineage: Eukaryota; Evosea; Mastigamoebida; Endamoebidae. The record is from RefSeq and is a predicted model, not a curated record. Gene Ontology annotation, biological process: proteoglycan biosynthetic process.
AUGGGAAUAUUUCUUACAACUGAAAUGAAAGUUAAUAUUAUUACAAUGGUUGUUGUUUUAUCAAUUAUUGUAAUUAGUACAAUUGGGUUCGUUAGUAUUAUUACAGGAUUUUCUAUACAAAACACCUUUAAAUAUCCAACAGUUUUAGAUAAUUAUCAAAGUUAUGAAAAGAAAAUGACAAGUAUUAAUAUCGGGAUGAUUAGUGAUGAUGAUGAACUCACAAGAUAUGGAAAUGAUUAUUAUUGUCAAAUCUAUUUAGGAAAAAUUUUUAUUACAGAAAAAGGAUGGGAGUAUGAAGAGACAAGUCAUAGUAAACUUAUUAGCAAAUUUAGUAAAGGAAAAAGAGGAAAUGAAUUAUCAGAAUUAGUUUGGUACAAUAAGAAAUUAUAUGGGUUUGAUGAUAAAACAGGAAUUGGGUAUGAAAUAAAUAUUGACCGCCAAGAAUUAUAUCCAAGAAUUAUUCUUAGUGAAGGAAAUGGGACUUCAGAAGAUGGAAUGAAAGUAGAAUGGGGAACAGUUUAUAAUGAUGAGAUGAUUGUUGGAUCACAAGGAAAUAUUCAUGUAAAUGGAAUUGAUGAUUAUUCUAAUUCAUAUAUUUAUCAUAUUAAUACACAAUUAGAAAAGAGAGUUGAGUCAUGGAUAGAUAAGUAUGAAAGAAUUCAUAAAGUACUUAAUAUUUCAUAUCCAGGGUAUAUUACAAAUGAAGGAAUUUUAUAUUCAAAUAUGUACCAUGAAUGGUAUAUUUUUCCAAGGAAAGUAAGUAAAAUAGAAUGGAUUGAUGAACUUGAUGAAGUUGCUUCAAGUCAAUAUAUUAUUAUUUGCGAUGAAGAUAUUAAUGUGUGUAGGAAAUAUAAAGACCCACAAUAUGUUAAUGAACGAUGUUUUAGUUCUAUUAAAAUCCUUCCAUUUAAUGAAAGAACUGUUAUUUAUACAAAAAGUGUUGAGCAUAAUGACAAAAUUGAAAGUUAUAUUGGUGCAAUUUCAUUAGAUGGAGUUAAUGAAAAUGAAGAUGUUAAAAUUAUAAUGAAAGAUACAUUAAUAUCAAAAUAUAAAAUUGAGGGUAUUGAAAUUUUACCAAAUUAUUGGUAA